Messenger RNA from Rhodofomes roseus, 524 nucleotides. RefSeq lists its product as uncharacterized. The record is from RefSeq and is a predicted model, not a curated record. The annotation marks the transcript as partial. NCBI's taxonomy places the organism in Eukaryota, Fungi, Basidiomycota, Agaricomycetes, Polyporales, Fomitopsidaceae. The transcript is spliced from 3 exons.
GACGACCACGGCGGCCCCUCGCUGCCUGCUGCCUCUCGCUGCCCGCUGCCCGCUGCCCCUCGCUGCCCGCUGCGUCUCCCCCGUCCGCAGCGAUGUCGUCCUCAGGCUCCGGCUCCGACUCGAGCCACGACGCACGCCGCUCAGAUCGCCUGCUUCCCAGCAGCGAAGAGACCGCCCCCGUCGAGGACACCGACGCCGUCCCCUCACCGCCUCCGUCUCCCGCUCCACGUCCCCGUCCCCGCCCCCCGCCGCAGCCCGCACCCGCCUCCUCUCCGACGACUCCGCCUCCCUUCAGAACGUCGCGCGAUCUCAUGGUGCGUCGUUCGCCUGCGUUGUCAUGUCCGUCGCCGACGCCUCGUCCUCGCGCACGUCGCUUCCCUAGUCCCGACGGUCGUCCGAGUGCGCCUAGCCGUCUGGUCUACUCUGCGUCUCUCGCAGCUGCCUCGCCAGCGUGGUACGUGUCGUCGUGGCUUGCCGUGUCCCGUGUAUCUGUGCGUGCGUUGGACGCGUGCGGGGCUGCUUAA